AGAAGUGUGCAGGUAACGCGGCUGGAGUCUACAGGUUAAUAAGUUACAGGACUAGCAACUACAGCGGGAGGGUUUGAAGCAUUUGGGAGUGUAGUUAAGCUCCGUACAGAGUCCCGAUGUCAGUGCCGACCGGAGCCCUGCCGGACUUGCGUCACAGGACGGCGGACCGCUCAGCAGCGCUCCCUGGCGGAAUGAACCUGAACUUGCCGCCUGUCGCUCAGCCUGGCGCGGACUUUGCCGAUCCCGAGCCGAACCCGGCCGAAAAGCCCGAGCGGCGUUCGGGAAGUUUCGUGGCGCUGCCGAAGGCUGAGCUCGGGCUGUGUGCGGGGAUGUCUGUGUGUCUGUUUGUCUACAUGUUGUACUGUGCGCUCAGGUUCUGCCUAGAUCACCAGCACCAGCUGAAUGUAGAGGACCUCGGUCCGGGUUGGACCAUUCUGGGCAGGAGAAAAGACGUGCAUGACCCAGAGUGGAGAGAGUGGGUGAAGAGAAUGAGAAUGUGCACAAGUUUCCCGCUGUAUUACCUGGGACAGGCUGUUCUGGGGGCUGUUACAGGCAAACUCUGGCCAAAGGCAAAGCCCCCCCUGUACGCUGUAUACGGAGUCUCCAGUCUUGUCGUGUGUCUGGGCUGGAAACCGGCCGCCGUCGUGCUGAUUCAGGCCGUCCUGACCUUUGCCCUCUCCCGCCUGCGCAGGCCGGCGCUGGUCUGGGGGGUCAAGGUCAUCGUCAUGGCAACUAUAUUCAUGGAGCCCGGCAGCACCUGGCAUUACAACCUUGUGAGGUCCUACUCCAAGUACAGUAUCUACAUGGUGGCCUUGACCUUGUCCUGUCUGCGGGAGAUCAGCUUCGCCAUGGAGCUCAGCUGGGAGACAGAACCAGACCCGGCCGGUUACAGCCUGCUGGACCUUCUGUCCUACAACUUCUACUGGCCGCUGCUGACCUCCGGUCCCGUCAUCAACUACAGCAGCUUCAGGCAGCAGAGGUUAUCUCAGGUCGACUCGGGGCAGCAGAACCUUCCCAGGGUGCUCUGGGGCCUGGCCAGGCUGCUGUUCUGGUUCCUGUUGCUGGACUUUUCCCUGCACUUCUUCUACAUCCACGCUGUGUGUGCUCGCAUGGACAUCCUGCAACAGGCGUCUGUCUUCUCUCUGUAUGGUCUGAUCUAUGCGCAGGUUCAGUUCUUCCAUGUGAAGUACGUGGUUUUCUACGGGCUGGGCUCAACUCUCGCGAGACUGGACGGGAUUUCGUCCCCGCCGCAGCCGAAGUGCGUCGCUACGAUCUACCAGUUCUCAGACAUGUGGAGAUCGUUUGAUCCUGGCCUGUACAAGUGGCUGGUGCGAUACAUCUACUGGCCGCUAGGGGGCUCUCGUAGUGCGACGUUUGUGUUUGUGUACUACUGGCACGGCGCCUCACACAACCUGUUUGUCUGGGCAGCGCUGCAGUUCCUCGGAGUUCUGCUAGAGACCCUCGCUAGACGGGUCAUGCGCCUGCCAGCAGUUAGGGAAUGGGAGGUGAGGCACCUGAGUGCUGCAUCGUCGCGGCGACUGCGUACUUUCCUGAACAGCUGGCCUUUCGAGGCACUGAUCAUCUCUAACCUGGUGUUCCUCACAACUCCUCAGGUCGGAGCGCUUUACGUACAAAAACUCGGCAGUCCCUUGGCGGCGCUUCAGACUGCAGCUGUUCUCUUCUGCAUCGGGCAGUGGACGGUGGAGAUCCGGAAACAGGUGCCACUCACCUGACCAAUCAGGAGGCAGAUCCUACUGAACUGACCAAUCAGGAAGCAGAAGCUGCUGAACUGACCAAUCUGGAAACAGGACUGCUGCUCACCUGACCAAUCAGUAGCAGAUCCUGCUGAACUGACCAAUCAGGAAACAAGUGCUGCUGAACUGACCAAUCAGGGAACAGAUCCUGCUGAACUGACCAAUUAGGAAACAGGUGCCACUUACCUGACCAAUCAGGAGGCAGAUCCUGCUGAACUGACCAAUCAGGAGACAGUACUGCCGCUCACUUGACCAAUCAGGAGACAGUACUGCCGCUCACUUGACCAAUCAGGAAGCAGAUCCUGCUGAACUGACCAAUCAGGAAACAGUACUGCUGCUCACUCGACCAAUCAGGAGACAGUACUGCUGCUCACCUGACCAAUCAGGGAACAGAUGCUGCUGAACUGACCAAUUGGAAAAGAUGUUAACUUAGAAAGGGCUGUGUACAUACAGUAUAUAGGUGGAACUAUAGUGAUGUUUUGUAUCUUUUCAUAUCUUUUUUAUUUUUAUUACAUAUCAUGUAUUUCAUUUAACUGAUGAAGUUCAUAAAUGAUACUCAAAGUAUGGAUCCUUUACAAGUAUCACCCUUCCUGUAGCUUUGUUUAUA
Messenger RNA from Branchiostoma belcheri (Belcher's lancelet), 2361 nucleotides. RefSeq names its product protein-cysteine N-palmitoyltransferase HHAT-like. The coding region runs from base 117 to 1733 and encodes 538 amino acids. The record is from RefSeq and is a predicted model, not a curated record. The transcript is spliced from 14 exons. Gene Ontology annotation, molecular function: palmitoyltransferase activity. Gene Ontology annotation, biological process: protein palmitoylation. Gene Ontology annotation, cellular component: endoplasmic reticulum. NCBI's taxonomy places the organism in Eukaryota, Metazoa, Chordata, Leptocardii, Amphioxiformes, Branchiostomatidae.